GCACGACACAUCUCGCAAAAAGCCACGCACGGAUGAUGUUGCGCAGUGGGCAGGUCGACACACAGACGCUCAGUUUAAAAGCCACCACCACCCGGCCGUCCCACGCUUUCCUUUGACCGGCAAAAGAGAAGAAGAAGCCGAGCAAGAGCUUCUCGCACCACGGUGCCGCCCGGAGAGAUCAGAAGCCUGCCACCCGCCGCCCCCCGCAAGAAUCCAUCCACCAAAGCUGCUAGCUUGCUAGCCCUCCUCCUCCGUCCUCGUCAACCGGCGAUCAAGCUAGCUAGAGGGCUCGCUGCUGAUCGAUACAUCCAUCGAUCGGGGAUGUGGGAGGCUGCUGGAGGCGUGCACGGCAGCCACGAGGCGCUCCUGCUGCAGGCCGCCGGAUCGGGGGCGGGAGGCGACUACGGCCACGCCGGCCCCGCCCUCCUCCCGUGGCUCGGCCCGGCCGCCGCGCCGGGGUUCUCCUACAUGGCCCCCCACCAUCAAGGCCCGGCCUUCGGCGCCGAGGCGGCGGCCGCGGGCGCUUUCGGCUUCGGCGGCGCGUACGGCGGCGGCGACGGGGGCGGCGUGGGCCAGCUCGGGGUGUUCGGGCUCGAGCCGCCUCUGCUGCCGCCGCCGCCGCAGGGGCCGAGGAUGGUGUCCGGGCUGCUGGGGACCCUGCAGGCGGAGCUGGAGCGGAUGACCGCCAAGGAGAUCAUGGACGCCAAGGCGCUGGCGGCCUCGCGCAGCCACAGCGAGGCCGAGCGCCGCCGCCGCCAGCGCAUCAACAGCCACCUCGCCAGGCUCCGCAGCCUCCUCCCCAACACCACCAAGACGGACAAGGCGUCGCUGCUGGCGGAGGUGAUCGAGCACGUCAAGGAGCUGAAGCGGCAGACGUCGGCGGUGCUGGGCGCCGCGGGGGAGGGCGACGGCGGGGAGGAGGCGGCGGCGCGGCAGCACCUGCUGCUGCUGCCGACGGAGUCCGACGAGCUGGCGGUGGACGCGGGGGAGGACGGCGAGGGGAGGCUCGUCGUGCGGGCGUCGCUGUGCUGCGAGGACCGCGCGGGGCUCAUCCCGGACAUCGCCCGCGCGCUCGCCGCGCUCCGCCUCCGCGCGCGCCGCGCCGAGAUCGCCACGCUCGGCGGCCGCGUCCGCAACGUGCUCCUCAUCACCACCGCCGACGACGACGACGAUGAGGAGGGUCAGGGGAAAGGGGACGACGACAACGACGCCGACGACGGAGGCGACGCCGCCGCCGCCGACGGGUGCGCACGCGCCAGCUCCCACCACCGGAGGCACGAGCUCGUCGCGUCGAUCCAGGAGGCGCUGCGCGGCGUCAUGGACCGCAAGACGGCGAGCAGCGACACGUCCUCGUCUAGCGGCGGCGGCGGCGGCGGGAGCAUCAAGAGGCAGCGCAUGAGCGGCGCGCACGAGCAAGGUUCGCUCUAGUGCGGUAACUCGAUCUAGCUACUAGCUAGCUCCAUGCUAGCAUGAAAUAUGCAAGCAUGCAUGCUUAGUAUAGUUAUGAAAAUAUAGUCACUCCAAACUUAGAUGGAUCGAGAUGAUGGCUCUUCUUUUUUCUUUUGCUGCUAUGCUAAUGGUGUGGGAUGAGGGAAAGAAAAAAAAUUGGAAACAUGGCGAGAUGUCCGAGGUAGAAGAGAGGAAGAGAGGGAGAGAGUUUUAUGUAUCAUCCCUUAUAUAUGUUUGUGUGUGUGUUUUUUUUUAUUUACUUCGCGUAUGUAUCAUCAGGGAGAGAGGGGGGCCGGGGAAUUCGAGAGGUUAUUACUGAUGAUAAACCUCUCAUAAAACUGGGGUGAUAAGGGUGUACAUGUAUAAUCUCUGGGGUAUAAUGGAGAAUGGAAUUGGUGGGCUGCUGGUCAUUUCUUCAUGAGUGUGGCAUGGAGCUAGAGUGCACUGAUCUUCACUUUUCAAUCAUAUUGUUGUUUGCAUCC
This is a messenger RNA of Panicum virgatum (switchgrass), 1931 nucleotides long. RefSeq names its product transcription factor AIG1-like. The record is from RefSeq and is a predicted model, not a curated record. Gene Ontology annotation, biological process: regulation of DNA-templated transcription. The transcript is spliced from 2 exons. The coding region runs from base 322 to 1428 and encodes 368 amino acids. Gene Ontology annotation, molecular function: DNA-binding transcription factor activity; protein dimerization activity. Lineage: Eukaryota; Viridiplantae; Streptophyta; Magnoliopsida; Poales; Poaceae.